Aphidius gifuensis is the source of this 2295-nucleotide messenger RNA. It is a transcript of the gene yps, whose product is annotated as Y-box factor homolog. Bases 130 to 969 code for a protein of 279 amino acids. Gene Ontology annotation, biological process: regulation of gene expression. Gene Ontology annotation, molecular function: nucleic acid binding. Gene Ontology annotation, cellular component: nucleus. The record is from RefSeq and is a predicted model, not a curated record. NCBI's taxonomy places the organism in Eukaryota, Metazoa, Arthropoda, Insecta, Hymenoptera, Braconidae. The transcript is spliced from 6 exons.
UGUUUUUUUGGUGGCUUAUAUCGUAGCCAUGUUGCGAACUUUUAGAAGUGAACCAACAGCACUGAACAGCACUACUGCGAAGAUCUAGGUACGGUAGCGGCGUGUCUAACACCUAAACACCACACCAUCAUGGCUGAUCCGGAAAAACAACCCGAACAAGCCAAGCAACAAAAAUUGAUUAUUGCUAACAAAGUAACCGGAACAGUAAAAUGGUUUAAUGUAAAGAGUGGUUACGGUUUUAUCAACAGAGAUGACAUUAAAGAAGACGUAUUCGUACAUCAAUCUGCAAUUGCCAAGAACAACCCGAAAAAGGCUGUUCGAAGUGUUGGCGAUGGUGAAGUUGUUGAAUUUGAUGUUGUGAUUGGUGAAAAGGGUCAUGAAGCUGCAAAUGUAACAGGCCCUGAUGGUGAACCUGUCAAGGGUUCUCCGUAUGCUGCGGAUAAACGUCGCGGUUACCGUGCAUGGUAUUAUCGUCAACGUAUGUCAUCCAGACCUCAACGUAGACCACGAGAUGCCCAGGAUGGUGAGUCGGAUAGUGGAAAACCACAACAACAGCAACAACAACAACAACAACAACAACAAGGUGAUGACGGAAAUACUACCGAAAAUAAUGGUAGUGGUAGUGGCGGCAAUGGAAAUGGCCAAAGACGUUAUCGACCAAGACGCACAUACAAUGAAGGUUAUUAUCGUGGCGGUAGGCGGUCAGGACCACCUCAGCAGCAAAGCGAAAACGGUGGUGAUGCUAGUGAAACUCGUUACAACAAAAGCGAGCAAGCUGGUGAAGGAGGUAAUGAAGGUGGUAGCGUGCCAGCACGUGGUGGGCGUGGACGUGGUGGAUCGGCACCCCGUCGUUUUUUCCGUCGUAAUUAUCGUGGUGGCAGAGGUGGUGGUCCAGGUAGACGGCCAAGAAGCCAAGAUAAUCAGGAGGGCCAAUCUGUGCAGAACACUACCUCCGAGAGUACAGCUUAAGAUAAUAUAACAGCUUCAUACCACCAUUCGGCACUCCUUAGAAUGAUAAAAUGAACGAGUGCUUGCAUGCAAACAUUAAUGUCAGUUUUAGGCUGAUAAUUGAACAGCAGCAAUCACCAUCACAUAGAUUAACAACAACAGCAACAAUAAAUAAUAAUUUGGAAAAACAUCACUCAAAUAAAUGAACAAAAACUUAGAAAAGAAAAAAGUAAUAAAAAAACCGACGAGCUUACUGGGCACAUUUUCUUUUGAUAACAAGUAAAUACAUUAAGGUAUGUGGCUCCGAAGACGAACAACUCACUGGUGGAUCAGCUACAAUCAUAUAAUCAUUAUUCUGUGAAAAAAUCAUGAAGCGUAGAAAUAGAAGUCAAACAUAUUUCAUUAAUGAGUAAUCAGUCAAAAAUUCGAUUCAAAUUAAUUAACGUAUUUACGUGCAGUUCAGUUUAAUUUAAUCAAGUCUUGACUACAAUAUUAAUAUUCACAUACAUUUCCUUCACAAUGUCUAUUAUUUUGUUUUUGUUUGUUCAUUUUUUUUUUAUUUUUUUUUUCCAUAUUUUUUUUUUUCUUUUCUCAUUUACUUAUAAAGUGUUUUCAAUAUAUUUCUUCUAAAGAAUAUUUUUUGGUUUUGGUUUACGAUUUUCUUGAUGAACCAAGACCCAGUUUAUAUCAGAAUAAUAUUAUAAUUUUUAAAAUGAAAAAAAAUUAAUAAUCAGCGGUCGACAAGAGACAAUAAUGUACCAUGAAAAACUAUCAUAUACCAAAGUUUAGAAAAACUUGAUAUUUUCAAUGAAUAACCGAUAAAACAAUCAGGAAAAAAAAAAAAAAAAGGCUCACAAUACAUGUUUUCUCGUAUUUUACAUCGUCAUAUAAAGAAAUGAUUUUUUUCUUAAAUUGAGAAUUAGACUUUUUAUUACUUUUUUUUUUUAUGAUUAUCAGGUAAUUAUUAUUUUUCUUUCCGUAAAUGCUUGAUUGUUUUUUAUGCCAACACAUUGCAUUGAAAAAUUUCUUUAAUAGUUUAAAAAUCGAUAAUUUUUAUCGAAGCAAUUAUUUACCAUGCGAUUAAUCAUCUUUUGCAUUAUUUGUAAUUUUUAAUACUAAAUAAUAUCACUCAGUGAAGUAAACCAAGAACUGCUGAGGUGGUAUUCUUUGUUCCGAAUUGUGCCAAACGGUGCAAACUUUAUUUUAUAUUUUUUAUGUACAUCUGCCAUAUUUCAUGUAUUUUUAUGUUCCAAUGAAUUGUAGCAGUUUUUUGAUAAAAGUUUUAUUACGGGUCUCUCCAUUUUCCGAGUCAACAUAAAAAUAGUAUCUGUGAAUUCACGUUGUGGC